GACCACUGACCAAACAUCAAUAUGUUGUGUUUUCAAAAUGAAUACUCUGCAUAUAAAGAAGUAGGGUUUAGAGGGAAAACAAAAUAAAAAGACAGAUGGUACCCAGAGGUCAUCUAUCUUUUUCUUCUCCUCCUCUUCCUUCUUCACACACCAAUAGUUCGAAAUAAAUUUCCAGUGGCAAAAUGGCAUGCUUGAAACCUCGUCCAAACUUUUAUCUUCGACUCAUGGCCUCUCGUUUCUUCACGUGUUCUUCUAUUCACUCUCACUCCUUUUCUCUCUCAUCAUCUUCUUCUCUUUCACGCCCCUCCCCCCUCCUGUUCACUACCAGGACGAGUUUCAGAUUCAAAAGGUUCUCGAAUCCGGUUUUGAUUCGAAAUGCAGUGUCUCCACGGGCUUUUAUGUCGUCAAGCAUUGGGGCCGAAGCUUUUAAGGAAAGUGCGAAUUCAAAAGCUUAUGGGUCUGAACAGAUUCAGGUAUUGGAAGGUUUAGAGGCUGUAAGAAAACGACCAGGAAUGUACAUUGGAAGCACUGGACUUCGUGGGUUGCACCAUUUGGUUUAUGAAAUAUUGGACAAUGGUGUUGAUGAGGCACAAGCAGGAUUUGCUUCAAGGAUAGACGUCGUCUUACAUGCAGACAAUUCAGUGAGCAUCACUGACAAUGGACGCGGGAUUCCAACCGACUUGCAUCCAGUGACAAGAAAAUCCUCUUUGGAGACUGUGUUGACGGUUUUACAUGCAGGUGGCAAAUUUGGUGGUUCAAGUAGUGGCUACAGUGUCUCAGGUGGACUACAUGGCGUGGGCUUAUCUGUUGUUAAUGCGUUGUCUGAGGCAUUAGAAGUUACCGUUUGGCGUGAUGGAAAAGAAUACUGGCAGAAAUAUUCCCGUGGGAAACCUGUGACAAUUUUAAUGUGUAAUGAGCUACCGGCUGAGUCAAAAGAUCGUCAAGGGACACGCAUUAAGUUUUGGCCUGAUAAAGAAGUUUUUACUACUGAUUUUCAGUUCGAUCACAAUACUAUAGCUGGACGAAUUAGGGAGCUUGCUUUCCUUAAUCCUGAGCUGACUGUUGCUCUAGAAAAAGAUGAUGCUGAACCAGCGAAGAAACAGUAUAAUGAAUUCUUCUAUGCUGGGGGAUUAGUAGAGUACGUGAGAUGGCUAAAUACUGAUAAGAAACCACUUCAUGACAUUGUGGGUUUUAAAAAAUCAGCAGAUGGGAUCACGAUUGAUGUAGCUCUUCAAUGGUGUUCUGAUGCAUAUUCAGAUACAAUUCUGGGAUAUGUUAAUAGCAUACGGACAAUUGAUGGCGGUACUCACAUAGAUGGUAUGAAGGCUUCAUUAACGAAAACUCUUAACAACCUAGCGAAGAAGUCAAAGAUCAUAAAGGAGAAGGAUAUUAGUUUAAGUGGUGAGCAUGUAAGGGAGGGAUUAACUUGCAUAAUCUCAGUCAAAGUUCCAAAUCCCGAGUUUGAAGGACAAACUAAGACAAGGUUGGGAAAUCCUGAGGUGCGAAAAGUGGUUGAUCAAGCUGUUCAAGAGUAUCUUACUGAUUACUUGGAACUUCAUCCAGAUGUACUUGAUUCAAUCCUUUCCAAGUCCCUUAACGCUCUUAAGGCUGCUCUAGCAGCAAAGAGGGCAAGGGAAUUGGUUAGACAAAAAAGUGUCCUGAGAUCAUCAUCGCUUCCCGGCAAGCUCGCCGAUUGCUCAUCCUCAAAUCCGGAAGAAUCUGAAAUAUUUAUUGUCGAAGGGGAUUCAGCCGGUGGAAGUGCAAAACAAGGCCGUGAUAGGCAGUUUCAGGCAAUUCUUCCUUUAAGGGGUAAAAUUUUGAACAUUGAAAGGAAAGACGAAGCAGCAAUGUACAAAAACGAAGAACUUCAAAAUCUUAUUCGUGCUCUUGGGCUUGGAGUGAAGGGCGAGGAUUUUAAAAAGGAGGCUCUCCGCUAUCAUAAGAUCAUAAUCUUAACAGACGCUGAUGUAGAUGGUGCUCACAUUCGAACCUUGCUAUUGACAUUUUUCUUUAGAUAUCAGAGAGCUUUAUUUGAGGAAGGCUGCAUUUAUGUUGGUGUUCCUCCUCUGUUCAAGGUUGAGAGGGGAAAGCAAGAAUUUUACUGCUAUGACGAUGCAGAACUCAAGCAACUUCAGAGUUCCUUCCCUGCAAAUGCAUCAUACAACAUUCAGAGAUUCAAAGGCUUGGGAGAGAUGAUGCCUGCACAGCUGUGGGAAACAACAUUAAAUCCAGGUACAAGGGUGCUAAAGCAGCUAGUGGUUGAGAAUGCAGCAGAAGCAAACGUUGUUUUCUCGUCUCUUAUGGGUGCCCGGGUGGAUGUCCGCAAGGAGCUUAUACAGAAUGCUGCGAGCCGGAUCAACAUUGAGCAACUGGAUAUAUGAGGGUAGCAUUGAAUGUGGAAAGGGCAAAAUUUUUGUACGAUGCACUUUACAAAGGGCAAUCGAAUUGGAAAUUGUUUAUUACUUUGUAUAGAAGCAAAAAAGGUUUAUUUUGACUUCCUGUUUUAGUUGCUGCUAGUUAUGAAGGCUUCCCAUGGUGUUCUUGUUGUAAUGUAACACUUGGGAGUUUUUAUUUAAAUACAUAAGUUAUCAAAUUAUCAUGGUUAUUGAGGUUUUUUAUAUUCAA
Cornus florida is the source of this 2625-nucleotide messenger RNA. RefSeq names its product DNA gyrase subunit B, chloroplastic/mitochondrial-like. The coding region runs from base 183 to 2381 and encodes 732 amino acids. The record is from RefSeq and is a predicted model, not a curated record. Gene Ontology annotation, biological process: DNA topological change. NCBI's taxonomy places the organism in Eukaryota, Viridiplantae, Streptophyta, Magnoliopsida, Cornales, Cornaceae. Gene Ontology annotation, cellular component: chromosome. Gene Ontology annotation, molecular function: ATP binding; DNA binding; DNA topoisomerase type II (double strand cut, ATP-hydrolyzing) activity. The transcript is spliced from 21 exons.